Molecule: messenger RNA, 1350 nt
Organism: Pocillopora damicornis (cauliflower coral)
Lineage: Eukaryota; Metazoa; Cnidaria; Anthozoa; Scleractinia; Pocilloporidae
Product: 2-Hydroxyacid oxidase 1
Molecular function (GO): oxidoreductase activity; FMN binding
Source: RefSeq, a predicted model, not a curated record
GAUAAAAUUACGGCCGCGAAUGCUGCGAGACGUUUCUCAACAGGACAUCUCUGUCACGGUUCUAGGCCACCAGCUUAGCAUGCCAAUUUGUGUGUCACCUACUGCUUAUCAAGCAAUGGCACAUCCAGACGGGGAACUGGCCACAGUCAGAGCGGUUAAGUCUGUAGAUACAGCAAUGGGUUUAAGCUUAUACUCCACAAACAGUCUUGAGGACGUCGCGCGGGAGUGUCCGAACACGAUCAAAUUCAUGCAGUUGCAGUUUUACAGUGAUCGGCCAUUUAUGGAGCAAGUGGUAAAACGAGCGGAAAAAGCAGGCUACAAAGCAAUUUUCCUAACAGUUGAUAUUCCGGUUUAUGGUAGACAUAAAGCCAGGCGCAAUUUUCACCUCCCGAAACAUCUGAAGUAUGCUAAUUUCAAAUCGUUACAUACGGAGAAAGGACUUCGCACUAAUGAGGAGAUUGAUAAUUAUAUUAUCAAUGCAUCUGACGCCAGUGUUGAUUGGAAGACAUUUGACUGGCUCCGUUCGAUUUCGUCCCUUCCGUUUGUUCUCAAGGGAAUACUGACUCCAGAAGAUGCUUGUCUCGCGGUGCAACAUGGGGCUCAGGGAAUUAUGGUCUCAAAUCAUGGAGGACGGCAAUUAGAUGGUGUCCCGGCCACUAUUGAGGUGUUACCCGAUAUAGUGGAAGCCGUGCGAGGGACUGGGAUCGAAGUGUAUAUAGACGGUGGUGUGAGACGGGGCACUGAUGUUCUAAAGGCCCUUGCUUUGGGGGCACGAGCAGUGUUUGUUGGCAGGCCAGUUAUCUGGGGACUCGCAUAUAAGGGAGAGCAGGGUGUAAGUAAAGUCCUUGAGAUGCUUAGAGAUGAACUGAAGGUGGCCAUGGCUUUGGCAGGUUGUGCAUCUCUCAAGGACAUUACCCCAGCUUUAGUGAUGAGACAAGCAAGUAAUCUGUGAAAGGCUUAGAAUUCGAUGAUAUGCUGAGAAAUGGCAAUUUUCCCAUCAGGAAAAUCAGAGCAGCAGUGAAAUGAAUUGCUUUGAAUUUAAACUGGGGAUAUUUAUUCCCAGUGAAAAAAUUUAUUUGCAAAAGCGAACGCAUUCUUGCAAGCAUUCAUAGAAGGAGUUUCAAUAAUUUUAUGUGACAACAGUCGUUGUCCGUUUUUUGCUAUUUUAAUAGAUUUUGUAAAAGAGUGCGAUAAGCCCAGAUUUUAAUACUAUAAAUUUUUUUUUUUAAACUAAACGGAUUUUCGACAGUAGAUACGUGAAUUACACCAUAUGCACUCACUUUCACCCUUCCAGAGAACGUAUUAACCUCUCUUGAAUUUGUCACAUCCUCCUCUUUUUAUUUCCACCGA